Messenger RNA from Budorcas taxicolor (takin), 2271 nucleotides. It is a transcript of the gene ZBTB9, whose product is annotated as zinc finger and BTB domain containing 9. The record is from RefSeq and is a predicted model, not a curated record. Bases 400 to 1788 code for a protein of 462 amino acids. Gene Ontology annotation, molecular function: DNA-binding transcription factor activity, RNA polymerase II-specific; RNA polymerase II cis-regulatory region sequence-specific DNA binding; protein binding. The transcript has a single exon. Gene Ontology annotation, biological process: regulation of transcription by RNA polymerase II. Lineage: Eukaryota; Metazoa; Chordata; Mammalia; Artiodactyla; Bovidae.
UGCCUGCCAGGGAGUUGGACUCUGCGGGCACGUGAGUUGGGGAGCGGAACGGUGGGAAGAAGCCGACCGGGCCGGCGGGAUCCGGCUCGCGGCUGAAGGACCUCCUCCUCGCCACAGGCCCUUCAAGUUCAAUCCCCGGUUGGUGUUUUGUUGUGGUUUGUUUUCGUUUUCUUGGCGGGGGAGUGUGUGGGACUGUUCUGCCCGCACCACCGGCUACCGAAAAGUUCCACACGUUGGGGUGCAGCGGAGGCGGACGUUGCUUGGGGAGAUACGAUUGUCUUUAUCCACAGCUUCUGUGACCCCUGCUUUCCUCCACAGCCCUCGUCGCGCAGGGGUUCUCCCCCGCCCUCUCACCUCCUGUACCCGACCUUCUGGGGUCUCUUUCUUCCCCAGGAGGCCAUGGAUACCUCGACGCCUUUGCCUCCUGUAGCCCCCUCCCCAGCCUGCAACCCAGCCCCACGGACGAUCCAGAUCGAGUUCCCUCAGCACAGCUCUUUGCUGCUGGAGGCCCUGAACCGCCACAGGCUGGAGGGAAAGUUCUGUGACGUCUCUCUCCUGGUGCAGGGCCGCGAACUGAGGGCCCACAAAGCAGUGUUGGCCGCCGCUUCUCCCUACUUCCACGACAAACUACUUCUGGGGGAUGCACCGCGUCUCACCCUACCCAGCGUUAUCGAAGCCGAUGCCUUCGAGGGGCUGCUCCAGCUCAUUUAUUCGGGGCACCUCCGUCUGCCCCUGGAUGCUCUCCCUGCGCACCUUCUUGUGGCCAGUGGCCUGCAGAUGUGGCAAGUGGUAGAUCAGUGCUCAGAGAUCCUUAGAGAACUGGAAAACGCAGGUGGUGGGAUUUCAUCCCGAGGAGCAGCCCCUUUCCACACACUUCUUUCCACCACAGGAGGCUGGUGCAUCCGCUCUUCUCCUUUCCAGACCCCGGCACAGUCUUCUGCUUCUAACCAGAGCUCGAUUGGAGGGGAGGGGAGUGAACUGGGAGAUAUAUUACAGCUUCAGGUUGAAGAGGAAGAUGAGGAAGAAGAUGAGGAGGACCAAGGGUCAGCAGCACCCUGUCAGACUCCUCAGCCUCAGAGAGGAUCAGGGAGUUUUCCUCGCCCUCCUGUAUCCCACCCCCUGCCCACAUCCACUAUUCCUUGCAGACUUCCAGAGGGCGAGAGUGCCCCACCUGAGCCUCCUGCUCCUCAUACUGCAUUGCCCCCCAAAAUCUUCUACAUCAAGCAGGAACCCUUUGAGUCCAAGGAGGAGAUAGCUGGAGGUGGAAGUCAGUCUGUAGGAGCAAAGGAGGAGACCAAAGUGUUUCCAGCAGGGAACACUGAAGAGAAUGGAGAACUAGGGUUCCUACUUCCCGCAGGAGCAGGGACAACAUCUGGAGGAGGUGGUCCAUCCUGGAAACCAGUGGAUCUUCAUGGGAAUGAAAUCCUAUCAGGGGGUGGGGGACCUGGGGGAGCAGGGCAGGCUGUGCAUGGGCCUGUGAAGCUAGGUGGUGCACCCCCUGCAGAUGGAAAACGCUUUGGUUGUUUGUGUGGGAAACGCUUUGCAGUGAAGCCAAAGCGUGACCGGCACAUCAUGCUGACCUUCAGCCUUCGACCCUUUGGCUGUGGCAUCUGCAACAAGCGUUUCAAGCUGAAGCACCAUCUGACAGAGCAUAUGAAGACGCAUGCUGGAGCCCUACAUGCCUGUCCUCACUGUGGUCGCCGGUUCAGAGUCCAUGCCUGUUUCCUUCGCCAUAGGGACCUCUGCAAGGGUCAGGGCUGGGCCACUGCUCACUGGACUUACAAGUGAUUGCUAAGGCCAUAUUGCUAACUUUCAGGACAAGGGAGCCACUACUGCUGAUGGAUACUUAUUACCCCUCACUACCACAGUACCCUAAUCCUGUAUCUUGAUGUUGGUGUUGGUGGUUUUUCCUUGGCCAUACCUCGUAGCAUGCUACCAGGGAUUGAACCUGCACCCCUGCAGUAGACAGUGCAGAGUCCUAACCACUGGACUAGCAGCAACGUCGUAUCUUGUUAAUUAUUCCACAAGGAUAGAUAUAUUAUGGAUCUCUUCUUGGGUGUGGGCCUCAACCUGACAGAUUUGAAAACCUGAUUUCUCAUUUCCAGGUUUUUGCUAACUAUCCUCCGGGAAACUGGUUUACAGGCCCUAGACAUACUGAUCAGUUGCCUGUAAUUGAUCCUUUCAUACAGGAAACUGGAUUAAAUUUCAGAUUAGAAGUUUUAUUUGAUGAGAGAGGAGUUAGAGCAAGAAAAAUUAUGAUAAAUGUUUAAU